AUGCGAGUUGGCGGCCGGCUGGCGUCAGGCGACUUGACGUACGGCGCUAAGCAUUCGGUCCUGCUCGCUAAACACCACGUCGCCGAGAUGUUGUUGCGCCAUCUCCUGAAGUCGCUACAUCAGGGUGUCAAGAGUGUGCUAGCUCUCGCGCGGCAGCAGUAUUGGAUCAUUGGCGAUCGACGCGCGUUGCGCAGCGUGAAGAGCAAAUGCGUUAUCUGUCGUCGGCAGGAUGCGCGAGCAGCGGAUGAAGUUUCCGCACCGCUACCACGAGACCGCGUGGUGCACCAGCGUCCCUUUGGAUUAUGCGGAGUGGAUUAUGCCGGCCCUCUCUAUGUCAAGGAUGGCGGCAAGGCAUGGAUCGCGCUGUUCGAGUGUGGCACCACCAGAGCUGUCCACAUCGACCUGGCGGAGCUUGGAGAAGAGAGAGUUUCUCCUGGCGUACCGGCGGUUCUGAGCACGGUGGGGAGAGCCGGCCCGCAUCCGUUCAGACAAUGGCACAACGUUCCGAGCAGCGGCAAAGACGUUGUCGGUGGAGUGGCUGUUCAACCCACAAGCGACACCGUGAUUCGGCGGGUUUUUAGAGCGGCUCGUUGGCGCCGUGAAGCGCCCGCUAGUCAAAGUGCUUGGCAACGCGUCGGUGAAGGAGUGCGAGUUGCGCGCCCUGCUGUGCGAGAUCGAGGCUGCUGUCAAGGACCGUCCACGGACACACCUUGGCGGUUUGGACUCCGAGCCGCCUCUCUCGCCCGCGAUGCUGUGUGGGAAGCCCUGGCCCGGCGCGGCGAGGGCAUCGAGCAGCACGUAACGGCCGAGCAGUUGGGUCGGCGUCAGAAGUACGUCACUGCUUUGACGGGACACCUGACGAGCCGGUGGCAAGAUGAGGAUCUGGUCACCUUGAAUGCGUACCAUGCUGGGCGCUCGUCGCCGAUCGUGGUUGAUGAUGGCGUCCUCAUCAUUGCUGACAAGCAGCACCAGCGCUGGCGGAUGGGCAGAGUCGUCAAGCUCUUUCCUUGGCGUGACGGGCAAGUCAGAGUGGCUGAGGUCUGUGUCAUGAAGGAAAAUGGAGAGUGCUCUUCUGUGCCGAGACCGAUUCGGCGCUUGGUUCCUUUGGAGCUGGUCGCCUCAGGCGAUCGUGACCCGGUGCACGUGGUCGAGGAGCAGCCUGCGAACGAGCCCAUGCUAGUUGCCGACACCGGUCUCACGUCAGUUACGGUACCACGGCCAGAGGCUCCACAGUCAUCAGAGCCAGCGCCAGCGGUUCCGCCUGCAAGAUCGACCCGUACGCGCACAAUUCGGCCUCCAGCUCGCUACGCCUGA
Molecule: messenger RNA, 1314 nt
Organism: Sycon ciliatum
Lineage: Eukaryota; Metazoa; Porifera; Calcarea; Leucosolenida; Sycettidae
Exons: 1
Coding region: 1-1314 (437 amino acids)
Molecular function (GO): nucleic acid binding
Source: RefSeq, a predicted model, not a curated record